Eruca vesicaria subsp. sativa (arugula) is the source of this 267-nucleotide messenger RNA. The record is from the annotation of a GenBank genome assembly. Lineage: Eukaryota; Viridiplantae; Streptophyta; Magnoliopsida; Brassicales; Brassicaceae.
AUGGUUUAUAUGAAAUCAAUUACAAAAUACGGAAACAUGGGUUUGGCUGAGCAUAAAGAUUCGCAUGGUGCACCGCUUUGUCCUUGCAGACAGUAUGAUGAUAAAGCAGCUGAGGUUGGACAGGGAUUUUGGAACUGUCCUUGUGUUCCAAUGAGAGAGAGGAAGGAGUGCCAUUGUAUGCUUUUCUUAACCCCUGAUAAUGAUUUCGCCGGGAAGGAUCAGACAAUUACGUCAGAUGAAAUCAAAGAAACAACAGCUCACAUGUGA